This is a messenger RNA of Neocloeon triangulifer, 1987 nucleotides long. It is a transcript of the gene Ndf, whose product is annotated as cytokine-like nuclear factor N-PAC. NCBI's taxonomy places the organism in Eukaryota, Metazoa, Arthropoda, Insecta, Ephemeroptera, Baetidae. Gene Ontology annotation, molecular function: NADP binding; oxidoreductase activity, acting on the CH-OH group of donors, NAD or NADP as acceptor; NAD binding. The record is from RefSeq and is a predicted model, not a curated record. The transcript is spliced from 12 exons. Bases 279 to 1823 code for a protein of 514 amino acids.
ACACGUGAUAUCCAUGUUGACUUACAUGUGCUUCCGUGGGACGCCAUCGCGUUGUUUUCGCGCCUAUUUUUCAUGAUUAUCGCCGGUUUUGGCCAAAUUUAGCUCAGAUUUUAGGUUUUCGUCUUGCGAAAGGACCAAAUUUCGAUCAGGGGAAUUUCCAACUAGCCUGGAAAACUGCAACUUUACGUCCUUGAACGUGAUCACCUGAUCCCGAGGGGAACGAAGCCAACGCCGCUUGCAAAUUCAUUUCUGACGCUCAGUCGAAAGUUGCCGCGAUAAUGGGUGAAGUCUGGAAAGUUGGUGAUUUGGUGUGGGCUAAGAUGAAGGGUUUCGCACCAUGGCCUGCAAAGAUUGCUGAGCACGACCCUGAACAGCAGAAAAGGCCUGCAGCUAAGAAGGGGGGGAACCAAUGGAUAUUCUUCUUUGGCUCCAAUAAUUAUGCAUGGAUCGAAGAAUCAAAUCUGAAGCCAUACUUCCAGUUCAAGGACACCUUGUCGAAGACGAGCAAGGCUGCUCCUUUCAGGGAGGCUGUCGAAGCCAUCGAAGAAUACGUGGAGAACCAGCGAAAAGGUGGUGGAAAUAUCGGUGAAAGUGCUUCUGAUGCAGAAUUCAAUCGCCUGCGUGAGUCGUUUUUGGACGACGACAAAGGUCGCACACCUGCCAAGGGCGAAGGACCAGCCGUGACGCCAAAGCAAAAAAUCAAGAAGGAUAUAAAGAAAAGUCGUCUAUCGGAGUCUGCAAGUAAUGGUUCGUCUGCCAAGAGACCUCGCAAAGGCUCACAAGGACCCGAGGAAGACGCUGAUCUCGACUCAACUGGUUCUGUGAACCAUGCGUACCGCAAGCCUGCAGCAACAACCAGUCUGCUUGAUCGACCUUCUAAUGUUGUUAGACCUGACACUCCUCCACUUGACAUAGAGGGUGUGACCCAGACGUUGAAAGAGAAAAACAUAAUGCCUUCGAUGCUAAAGUUUGGUUUUCUUGGACUGGGCAUAAUGGGAUCCGGCAUAGUCAAGAACCUCUUGAACUCGGGUCACUCUGUCAUCGUUUGGAAUCGUACACCAGAUAAGUGCAAAGAUUUUGUGAAAGCAGGAGCUGAAGAGUGCUUGACUCCCUCAGAUGUUGUCGCCGCAGCAGAUAUCAUCUUCUCCUGUGUUGCCGACCCGAAAGCAGCAAAAGAGAUGGUGUUCGGAAAUUGCGGAGUCCUGCUCGAAAUCACCCCCAACAAGGGCUACGUUGAGAUGACCGGCGUCGAUGCUGACACAUCACACGACAUUGCCGAGGCGGUUCAAGCCAAGGGAGGUCGGUUCCUCGAGGCUCAGAUCCAAGGCAGCAAAAACCAGGCUGAGGAGGGAAGUUUAGUAAUCCUGGCCGCUGGUGACAGGUCCUUGUUUGACGAGUGCCAAACGUGCUUCCAAGCUAUGGGGCGCAAUUCAUUUUAUUUUGGCGAUGUUGGCAAUGCGUCCAAGAUGAACCUUGUGCUUCAGCUUAUGGCUGGAGUGACCAUGGCAGGUCUGGCCGAAGGCAUGGCUCUUGCUGACAGGGCUGGACUUCAGCAGAAGGAUGUGCUCGAAGUCUUAGAGCUCACCUCCUUAGCGUGCCCCAUGAUGAUAGAGAAGAGCAAAGCAAUCAUUGACGGAGGCUUCCAGACAAACCUCCCACUGCAGCACUUGCAGAAGGACAUGAAGCUCUCCCUGAUGAUGGGAGACUCUUUGGAGCAGCCACUGCCCCUAACAGCCACAGCCAACGAGGUCUUCAAACACGCCAAGCGACUCGGCUAUGGUGACCACGACGCCUCAGCUGUUUACAUUAGAGCACGGUUCUGAAGAGGAUCUCACUGCACUGCCGCAAUUUUCUGUUAAGAGAAACAACCAAUCUUGCAAAUAACACAAACAGACUCGGCAACAUGGCACUGUUUUAAAUGUGUCCCAAUGACUCUAAAAAAAAUACCGAAAGGAGCGACCUCUUCUGUCAAUUUCUUUUUUUUUUA